CUGUCCGCAGUCUCUGGUCAUCCCUGUGCUGUCCGCAGUCUCUGGUCAUCCCUGUGCUGUCCGCAGUCUCUGGUCAUCCCUGUGCUGUCCGCAGUCUCUGGUCAUCCCUGUGCUGUCCGCAGUCUCUGGUCAUCCCUGUGCUGUCCGCAGUCUCUGUCUCUGGUCAUCCCUGUACUGUGUCCGCAGUCUCUGGUCAUCCCUGUACUGUCCGCAGUCUCUGGUCAUCCCUGUACUGUCCGCAGUCUCUGGUCAUCCCUGUACUGUCCGCAGUCUCUGGUCAUCCCUGUACUCUCCGCAGUCUCUGGUCAUCCCUGUACUGUCCGCAGUCUCUGGUCAUCCCUGUACUGUCCGCAGUCUCUGGUCAUCCCUGUACUGUCCGCAGUCUCUGGUCAUCCCUGUACUGUCCGCAGUCUCUGGUCAUCCCUGUACUGUGUCCGCAGUCUCUGGUCAUCCCUGUACUGUCCGCAGUCUCUGGUCAUCCCUGUACUGUGUCCGCAGUCUCUGGUCAUCUCCUGUACUAUGUCCGCAGUCUCUGGUCAUCUCCUGUACUGUGUCUGCAGUCUCUGGUCAUCCCUG
Messenger RNA from Staurois parvus, 576 nucleotides. Lineage: Eukaryota; Metazoa; Chordata; Amphibia; Anura; Ranidae. The record is from the annotation of a GenBank genome assembly.